Paramecium sonneborni is the source of this 3298-nucleotide messenger RNA. Lineage: Eukaryota; Ciliophora; Oligohymenophorea; Peniculida; Parameciidae. The record is from the annotation of a GenBank genome assembly.
AUGAUUUUUCUUGAGGAUACUUAGAAAAUGUUAACUCGUUCUCCUGAAUCAUUUAAAAGAUUAAUUUUACCACAUAAAAGCGAGAUUGGUUUUGUAUUUACUAGAUUAAAUAAAUAACUUUCAACUGUAAAGAGUACAGAAAGAAAACUCUUUAAAAAACGUCAACCUAAUGAAGAAUUUGAGUAAGUUAAGGUUGAUUCAUCUUCAAGUUAAGAUAAAUAGAUGGCUGAAGAUCUUUUAAAACAUGAAGUGUGUGAUUGGUAGAAUUUCAUGUAGAAAGAUUAAGAAACAAUUCGUCAAAUUAACUCCUAAGAUGAAUUGCUUUAAGAACUACAUUCAAAAACAAAAACUUAAGAAACUACAAAGAGAAAUAAGAUUUGGCAAGAUGGAAAUGAACGAUAUGUGUAUUUUCAAAGAAUGAGAUAAGGAAAGUAAGCUUAUAUAUAUAAUAUCAAAAAGUAAAUUGUUACCCAAUUUGAGUUCGCAAGACUUUCUUUCUUCAGUGCGAAAUUCAUCCAAACUUAAUGAAUAUGCUAAGGUGUAUAAAUAAUAGCCUCAAAAUAUAUAUUUGAGUCUUAAUCAUUCUCAACCAAAAAGAGUUCCUAAGACUUUUGGAUUAGUGUAAAAUACCUCUCAAUUACAAAAUGUUAAUACAAAUAGAUGUUUAAGAUCUAGAGAGGAUUGUAGAGCAUUCUCUUGUGCAAUGUUAACAUAAUAGAGUAAAACUAUAACUUCUCUUUAAAUGAAUCAUAAUAUUUUUGAUCCAUAAUAAUUAAGAGAUGUUUUAUUAAGUUUUCCAACAGCACUUAAAGAUUUAGAAUUAAUCGAUUGUAAACUUCAUUAUUAACAUAUGGACACUUUAAUGGCUUUUAUUAAUAAAAAUUAAAUUGUAAAAAUUAAUCUAGAAAAAAAUAACAUACGUGAUUAAGGAUGUAAGAUUAUCAUGAAGUAUUUAAUGAGUAAUAAUACAUUAUAACAUUUGAACUUAAAUAACAAUUAAAUUACAGAAUGUGCAAGUAUAGCUAUAUCAAAUUUAUUAAAAUAAACUUAGAGAUUAUUAGAGUUAUAUUUAGGUUAUAAUAAUUUAAAUUCAAGUGCUGGUAAUGUUAUAUGGAAAGCUAUGUAUAAAAAUACAAGUGUAAAAAUAUUAGACAUGUCUCAUAAUAAUAUUGCUUCUAUAGAUUGUGCAGCAUCAAUAGCCAAGGCAAUUGCAAGACCAUAUAAUGAAUUACUUCAUGUAGAUUUAUCAUAUAAUAAAUUUACUUAUCCAUAAGCAUAAUUAAUAGCUGAAUCAUUAAUUAAAAAUGAAACUAUUUAUGGUUUUCAUUUCGAAGGUAAUUAAAGUGAAUUAGUAGUUAAUCCGAAUGGAUUUUUAGUAAAUAAUAUUCAAUUCAAGAAAACAUUAGGCGAUAAAUUACUUUAACUUUACAAAUAGCCUUAAUAUUUUAAAUUGUUAGAGAUUCAAAAAUCACAAUCAUAUAUACCUCCAAAAUAAUAUGAGGAAUUAGUCAUGCCGUUUAGUAGAUAAAGAAAAAUAAGAUCUACAAAGUCGAAUUUUUCAAAAGUUAAUUAAUUAAACAAAUUGGAUACUUGUUGGAUUUGUGAAGGAUGGUAAGAAAUCAAAUUUGAAUGGACAGCUUAUAAAUCUGGUAGUCUAUAUAAUGAACCUAUAUUUAUUCAUUUUGAUUUCGAAGAUUAUAGACCUUUAUUGAUGACUCAUUUAAAUAAUGAAUUUUUUUUUGUUAAGAUGUGUCCACCAAAUUAUGAAAUACAUUACUUCUUCACAAAUCCUAUAUUAGGUGUUUAAUAACCUGCUAUGGAUUAACCAAUUAAAUAUUUAGAUACUCCCAUUCCUUCUAUUCCUUUUUUAUAUAAUGAUGAAAUUUUAGUUGAUGGAAAUUCACUUGAUUAAGUUAACAUUCUUUAAACCUAUAAUAAAUAAUAAUUGUUUGAUAAAUAUAUGCCUUUGGUUUAAUGCAAACCCAGAGAACCUUUAGCUAAAUUUGAUUUUUCACCUUAUUUAAAUAUAAAGAAACUUAAUUGGUCUGUUGAAACUUCAAUUUUUAGAAAUUUUCAACCAGAUACUCCAUAAUUAAUUGAUUAAUGUUUUGAAUUUGAUUUUUAGAAUUCUAAAGUAACAAGAUUAGUGAAAGAAACAGAAAUUGUUGAAGUAAAAGAAAGUUUAAAAGAUUUAUAUCGUAAUUUAUUUCAUGUUUAUAAAUAUCAUGCAGCUGGAUCAUAAGCAUAACCAAUUCCUUGCAUUUUGAUUCAUGAUUAUAUUGAUUUUUUAGUUUAAACAUCUCUAAUGGAAGGAAUGAAAACUAAUGAUAUUGAUAUUAGUUUUACAUCAACCAGUGCUGCUAAAGAUGUUUUAUUCCCUUAAGCAUAUGAAAAAGGUUUAGUUAGAUGUUAAUUACUUGAAAUCAUGAUUAGAUUAUGUAAUGAUAAAUAUAUUCGUCCAGGAUUAUUUACUUCUAUGGUUGAUUCAAUUAAUGCUAUCAAAUAAUAAUGUUAAGAAUACUUUAGCAAAUUUGAUUAAGCAUAAUAAUGGAGAAAAACAAGACUUUGGAUUUAAAAAUGUGAUAUUUUAUUAAAUGAUAGACUUGCCAUGUUAAAAUCAUUAUAUAAAUAUUGUUGUAAACUUAGUAAGAAACCUCAACAAUAUAAAUUUGAUUAUGUAUCAAUAUAAGAUUUUAAAGAUAUGGUAAAUCAAUGUAAAUUAAUUUGUGAUGAUUUAAGUGAAAGAGAAUGUUGUUUAAUUUAUCUAUAAUCGAUGGUAACAUAAAAAGAUGAACUCUUCUCACCUAAACAUUAUUAAAUGAAUUUUCAUGAAUUUAUUGAAGCAUGUUGUAGAUUAGCUGAAAAAUUAUCAAUCAUUCGUGGUGAUAAACCCAUUGAUAUUGAAGAUAGAAGAGCUAAAGACUUACAUACGAAAAUAGAUGGAUUUCUAUUAUAUAUUUAUCUUAAUAUAGGAAAUGAGAUGAAAUAAGCUUUGCCUCUUAAUGAUCCAGAUAUUAAAGGACUUGACAAAUGCAUGAUUAAUGACUUUAAAUCAUUAAAAUAAAAAUUAGAGGAUUCUUUUACUGAUGGAGAUGAACCACCUUAUGAUCCUAGAGUUGAAUUACCACAUCUUUCUAGCUAAAUUACAAAUAUUUUAGGUAAUACCUUAGGAGGUAAAAAAUAAACACUUAGAUCUUAAAUGAAAUAAAUUAAAAAAGAAGAGUAGAAAUUUUCUUUAAUAAAUUUUGUCUAAUACUUCAAAAGCAUACAAUAAAUAUACAAAGAUCAAGAUGAUUGA